Messenger RNA from Rhizopus microsporus ATCC 52813, 1323 nucleotides. RefSeq lists its product as uncharacterized. Gene Ontology annotation, biological process: DNA damage response. Gene Ontology annotation, molecular function: histone H3K56 acetyltransferase activity. The record is from RefSeq and is a predicted model, not a curated record. The transcript has a single exon. Gene Ontology annotation, cellular component: nucleus. NCBI's taxonomy places the organism in Eukaryota, Fungi, Mucoromycota, Mucoromycetes, Mucorales, Rhizopodaceae. Bases 1 to 1122 code for a protein of 373 amino acids.
AUGUCAAUUCAACAGCAUCUACAACAAUUUCUUUCAAGAACACAUACUAACCAUAAAACAUUCCAUGUGUUCAACCUUGACUCUGAUCUAUACUCAUCACCUCCACUCAUCAAAAACUCAUCCGCCACAUCCUACCGACAUCGUCUUCUCCUAGUUUCCGCACCUACUGUUGGCUUUAUAUCUGGCUUGGAAGCAUACGAAUACACUGUUUCAAAACAAGAUAAAAUAGAACACAUGAUUUACAUCUCCAAGGUGGAUACGACCAUGACAACCGAAGAAACGAGAGGAGUGACGAGACAACUUGUUUUGGCCUAUUUAGCAAGCUUACCGUCCAAUACCACCGUAUUUGUGUUUGCAAGAGCACAACCUCAGUACCUGUUUGCCAACUCGGCCAAGAACACGAACAAGGCCGCCCUGUCCGACCGCGACCUUGUCUCUUGGUGGCUUCAUACACUCAAUAGAGCUCCCAACGCCGAAAAAGGUUGGUGGUUUGUGCCUGGAGUAGAGGAUGAGUCCAGUGCUCUGAUCGAGAUUGGAGCAAGAAAGCGACAGUGGGAAGCUGCAUUCGACUGGACUUAUGGAAGCUCUUAUUCCCCAGAUGCAAAGGCCCUGGAUGUAAUUCCACGGUUUGAGGAUGAUGCCAAGGCACGAUUCUUGAAGGAUCAUAUAGAUGAUGAUUUGUCUGUGAAAGGGUUUUGGGAGUUACUAGCAUUUAGCGAAGAAUGCGGAUCUGGAAAAAUCACUGGUUUCUUCGAGCUCAAAGUCAAUGGUUGUUUAUUGGAAGAAAAAAAAGCCGAAAAGGAAAAGGAAAAAGAUGACAAGUUUACAGAAUUUUGGAACAAGCUCAUGUUCUUGGACUUUCACAAUAAGGAAUCCAUUUUAUCCUCCACCCAGACCGCAGUCAGGGAAAUUGAAAAGAGAUAUUCUAAAGAAUGUCAAUUUGAGAUUACGGUUGAACAAAACAGGCCAUUGGAACAAACGAAAAGUAAGCAGCCUGUAGUCAAUACGCUCUCAAGCAUGCAGAUUAAACGAAAGAGAGAACAAGUGAAUAGCAAGGAAGCAGCGGUAAACACACUUUCAGGUUCGUUCAUUAAGCGUAAAAAAAACUGUAAUCAUAAUUGAGUCCUGUAAUUGGAAUAAACUCUCCCUACAGCCAAAAAACAGUGUUUAUUUCAAUUGUCUGAUCGCUGCUAUACGUCAUGAUGUGUUGUAUGUUAUGAGUAUCUCUAAUGUGUUUCUGAUUUCGAAAAAAUGUAUACCUUAUUUUAUUUUGGCCAUCUUUAAUUCUUUAAAACAGCAAGUGAUAUAUACAUAUAUAAGAUC